Chanos chanos (milkfish) is the source of this 6014-nucleotide messenger RNA. It is a transcript of the gene nsd1a, whose product is annotated as nuclear receptor binding SET domain protein 1a. NCBI's taxonomy places the organism in Eukaryota, Metazoa, Chordata, Actinopteri, Gonorynchiformes, Chanidae. The transcript is spliced from 24 exons. Gene Ontology annotation, cellular component: nucleus. The record is from RefSeq and is a predicted model, not a curated record. Gene Ontology annotation, molecular function: protein binding; histone methyltransferase activity. The coding region runs from base 98 to 5971 and encodes 1957 amino acids.
CACAAAUUGAAAAAAAGUACCGCUGCACGUCCAAAUUUGAAACACUGUCGAAUGGUUUUGUUGUGACUGACUCCUAAAUGGAUGGAGCCAUGACAACAUGAAUCAGACAUAUAAAGUGGCUGUUAGGGAUGGCUUGGAGUGUCGCUCUGUGCAACAGGAGCUUCAGGCCUCUGAUAGCCACAUUACUUCUUGUGAAGAUCAGCACAGCACAAAGCGUCCAGCAGACAGGCAGUCUGCCAUGCAUCUGUCCAGCUCUGUAUACAAACACACAUCCUCAUUCUCGUACAAUCAGAAAGACUCUUCCUCCACUUAUAGCCCUCUCAGAAGGCUCCAGGACCUGACAACCAUGGUGAACAGGCCAGACAUGAAUCUACAGGACAGUGACUUUCAUGGCCGGAAUAAAUUGCACAUGCACAGUCCGGUGGGAGGUCCUGAAUUUGGCUUAAGCAUGGUCCGCUCGCCCUUGUCGCAUGCUAAUAGUGAAAUGGGAACUUACUCAAAAGUUCAGGAUUUUGAUAAGAAUGGCUUCUCCCCUGUUAGCUCGGAUAGUUUGGAACACUAUUCUGCAAUCCCGAAUGGGUACUUGCAUUUUGAAUCAACGUUGUUUGACAGUGGGGACAGCAAAGAGGAGGACGAAGAAGAGGAGGAAGAUGAGAUGAUGUCAUUUAAAUAUUCAUCAAAGAAAUGCCAAAAAAGAAAUAAGACAAAUGCUUGCCCCUCCAGUAGCUCCAAGGUGGGCCAUUGUACAAACAAACAUGAACCUGAUGUCUCUAACUUGGUUGCUAAAAAUACGACCCCACAAGACCCUGACAUAGGUUCUGCCAGCAUGCAUGAGGAUAUGAUGGCAGAUUUUGAGAGUUUGGAUGAAUAUUCAGACAGUGACUACGAACUGCCUAGCACGGAAAACAUUGCAUCAAUUUUUGGUUGCGGUCCAUCCCAAUCAACUAGCUCACCCAACAACCCCCACACAAGUCAUCCUAACAGCCCAAAGAAGAAGCCACUUCCUGGAGUGAAAUACGCAGUAGGUGAUGUUGUAUGGGCCAAAUUUAAUCGAAGACCAUGGUGGCCCUGUCAGGUGACCUCUGAUCCACUAAUUGGAAUACACACGAGAAUGAAAGAGCCUAGUCGUCGUCCGUGCAGGCUUUACUUCCUCAGGACGUUUGGGGAGAUGGUGGACCAAGCUUGGGUCCCUGGAAAAGCCACUUAUCCAUUUGAAGGAGGCCAUCAGUUUGAAAGCCUUCCUGUGCUGAGGCGGCGAGGGAGACAGAGAGAGAAAGAUUACAAAUACAAGAUACCCAAGCGUCUAAUGCCAUCGUGGUUAGCCAGCGUGCGUGAAGCAGAGGCGUCACUUCCUAAACCUAAAUCCUUGGAAAGGAGACCUUCCCUUGCCUCCAUCAGAGAUGUCAGUGAACCUACAACUUUGACAGAGGACAAGUCACCUGUGGCCCCCUCUUGUUCCUCUGUCCUCCCUCCAUCUUCUUCACCAAGUCCUCUUUUCUCAAAUGGUCACGACCAACCCAUCAAGAGUCCGCCUCAAGAAAAAGCAGGCAGCUUAAAGAAAUCUAGCAAUUCCAGCAGUGGGCUGAUGUCUCGAGCUUUGAAAGCCAUCGAAGACACUGAUCAACAAGGCACAGUUCGAUCAGGUGAAAACUGUAAAUCCUCUUCUCCGCAUUCUGACAAUAACAUCUCUCCUGAUAUCCCAGAUCACCACUGGCAGGUUAAAACAGAAUCUUCGGAGAGCUCUGAUCCCACAAGUGCGAAGCUCUCUCCCUCUAGAAACAAAUUUCCAGCUCAUCCUGUUCUCAAGUUUACCAGAAUCAAACCAGAUAAUAACUACGUCCAUAAUGGAUCUUUGACCAAAGUCCGGGAUCACUUAUCUGGCCCUGUAGAUGCUACUGCCUUUGGUUCUGUCCAGAUCAAAAAAGAAAUUGUUCUCUCAGACAUAUCGUCUCACUCUUCUCUGUCUCCUUCACAUUCACCCGUGGAUGCCUUCGGUGAUUGUAAAGAGCUUUCCUUUAAGUCUCUGAUGAAAGAAGAAUGCAAUUCAGAGGAGUCACUGCUACGUGCUGAUUCAAAAUACCACUUCAGCACCUGCCUCAUGCUUCUGAAGGAUAUGCAUGACAGCCGGGAGAAGGAGGGAAAGCCUCUUACCCUUCCACCCCUUUCCCCAUCUUCACUUAUCCAAGAGGAACCCUUACUCAUUCCCACCCCUUCAGGAGCAGAGGCACCAGGCACUGGUCCCUGCACCAAGAACUGGACGUCUGGGAACAGGGUACUGAAUGGCCGUCAAGGAAAGGCACCAACGUCGCACCAACAGGGCAGGGCCAAACCCAAGUCCACAGGUAGAAAAGAAACACAUAAAUAUGAGGGAGGUUGUGACACGCUUUCUCAGGCUACGAACUCGGACAAGCAGCUGAAGAAGCAGCACUCGACGGGAGAUUUUGAUGCACUUAGAAUAGGGUUGCCUCUCUCAGGGGAGCUCUCAAAAUGUUACCUUGAUGCUGUCCCUGAUGUCUGUGGCAAAGGAACCGUCACCAAAGUGGCUCCAAAGAAGAGAUGGCAAACGUUUGAGGCAGGGACAGAAAAAAAGGGUGCCAAGCUAAAGAAUGACCAGGGUCAAACGAAUGAAGACGACCUUCUGAAGGUGCCCUCAGAGCUUAAUGGACUCUUUAAAGACAGCCUCCAUGGAACCCCAGAUUCUGAUGUCUCUGCAAAAAAAGAGGGAUCUGAGAACAAAAGGCUUCGAAAGCCUAGUAAACGACUUCUUGAGUGGAAUGAGGAGUAUGAACAGAUAUUUUCUCCAAAGAAGAAAACGAAGAAAACCCCAGACCUCUGUAGAACGGGGUCUUGGCCAGGCAACACCGGUAUUGAGCAGCAAAUGUCAGAGCAAGCAGUGGCUGACUUAGUGAGCACGGCACCUAGUGAACCUCCAGUAGCAGAACCUGGUCAGCAGGCUGAAGAACAGCACGUCACCUCUGUAAACUCACCCCUCAUUCCAUCACUUGAAGAAGAUGCAUCCGUAAAGAAACCUGACUGCUCAGAUAAAAAGAGACCAAGGAAGCCCUCUCACAGAGUUCUGGAAUGUGCUGUGGAAGAAGAACAUUUGAAGAUUCCAAAGAAAAAGAAGUCUGUUCGGAAAGAAGAGCCUGUAUCUGGUUUGUCAAGACAUUCUCCUCCAUUAGGAAGCGAUCUGAGGCCACACUCCCCUACACAGCACCAGAGUCCUGAUGACCCGCGGACCCCAGAGGUGGAGGAGACCUCCCAUCAGGGAACACCCAAAGCGGACACGGAGUCGCAUACCAAUGGAGACGGGCCAUUGAACUCUGAGGUUUUUGCGCUGUCGGGCAGAGAGUCCAUACCUGGUGAGAUAGGGCUGUCCAGCAACAAAAAACAAGUAGAGAAAGGAGGUGCUGCUUCUUUGAAGGAGAAUGUGUGUCAGGUGUGCGAGCAGACUGGGGAGCUGCUCCUCUGUGAAGGGCAGUGCUGUGGGGCGUUUCACCUGCAGUGUAUUGGCCUGUCGGAGACGCCGAAGGGCAGGUUUAUCUGCCAGGAGUGUACCACAGGUGUGCACACCUGCUUUGUGUGUAAGAAGGCAGGGCAGGAUGUGAAACGCUGCAUCGUCCCAGUGUGUGGAAAGUUCUACCAUAUGGACUGUAUCCUAAAAUACACCCCAACCGUCCCCCAGAAUCGUGGCUUUCGCUGCUCCCUCCAUGUCUGUCUAUCCUGCUUCAUCACCAACCCUGCAAAUCCCUGUAGUUCUAAAGGUCGUCUGACCCGCUGUGUGCGUUGCCCUGUAGCCUACCACGCCAAUGACUACUGCAUGGCUGCUGGCAGCGUCCCCCUUGCCAAUAAUAGUUUCCUCUGCCCCAAUCACUUCACCCCACGCAAAGGGUGCCGCAACCAUGAGCACAUCAACGUCAGCUGGUGCUUCGUCUGCUCUGAAGGGGGCAGUCUGCUGUGCUGUGAAUCCUGUCCUGCUGCCUUCCACCGUGAGUGUCUCAACAUUGACAUGCCCAAAGGAAGCUGGUUCUGUAAUGACUGUCGAGCUGGGAAGAAACCCCACUAUAAGGAUAUUCUGUGGGUGAAAGUUGGCCGCUACAGGUGGUGGCCUGCUGAAGUUAGUCUACCUAAAAAUGUUCCUGAAAAUAUCUUGCGCAUGAGGCAUGAGGUGGGGGAGUUUCCUGUGCAUUUCUUUGGCUCCAAAGACUAUGUCUGGACGUAUCAGGCUCGAUGUUUCCCAUACAUGGAGGGUGAUGCCAACAAUAAAGAAAAGAUGGGAAAGGGUGCAGAUGCCAUUUACAAGAAAGCUUUAAAUGAAGCAGCUGAAAGGUUCAGGGAACUGCAGGCAGAGAAGGAGAUGAGGCAACUCCAGGAAGACAGGAAGAACGACAAGAAGCCCCCUCCAUAUAGACAUAUAAAGGUGAACCGGCCAAUAGGGAAGGUACAGAUAGUCACAGCAGACCUAUCAGAAAUCCCCCGCUGUAACUGCAAGGCGUCAGAUGAGAACCCGUGCGGCAUAGACUCCGAAUGCAUCAACCGAAUGCUGAUGUACGAGUGCCACCCACAAGUGUGCGCGGCUGGAGAGCGCUGCCAAAACCAGUGCUUCACCAAGCGCCAGUAUUCAGAGGUGGAGAUCUUCAGGACUCUUUCACGUGGAUGGGGUCUGCGCAGCGUAUCUGAUAUCAAAAAGGGAGCCUUUGUGAGUGAAUACGUGGGCGAAGUCAUCGAUGAAGAGGAGUGUCGUGCCAGGAUCAAGCACGCACAGGAAAACGACAUUUGCAACUUUUACAUGCUUACCCUUGACAAGGACCGGAUCAUUGAUGCCGGGCCAAAGGGUAACCAGGCCCGUUUUAUGAAUCAUAGCUGCCAGCCCAACUGUGAAACGCAGAAGUGGACGGUUAAUGGAGACACAAGAGUGGGGCUCUUUGCUUUAGAGGAUAUCCCAACAGGUGUGGAACUCACCUUUAAUUACAACCUGGAGUGUCUAGGGAAUGGGAAAACUGUGUGUAAAUGUGGGGCAUCAAACUGUAGCGGGUUCCUAGGAGUUCGACCAAAGAACCAGCCCUCAGCUGAAGACAAGGCGCGUAAGCUGAAGAAGAAGGUUCCGCCGAAACGUAAAAACAAGCUUGAAGUCACAAAGGAGCGGGAGGACGACUGCUUCUACUGCGGGGACGGAGGACAGGUUGUGUCCUGCAAAAAGCCUGGCUGUCCCAAGGUUUACCAUGCUGACUGCCUCAACCUGUCCAAGAGACCUGCAGGGCGCUGGGAGUGUCCAUGGCAUCAGUGUGAUGAGUGUGGUCUGGAAGCGGCGUCUUUCUGCGAGAUGUGUCCGAGGUCCUACUGCAAGCAGCACCGGGAGGGCAUGCUCUUCAUUUCCAAACUGGAUGGCAAACUGUCCUGCAGCGAACACGACCCCUGCGGCCCCGACCCUCUGGAGCCGGGGGAGAUCCGAGAGUACGUGCCCGGAACUCCCCUUUUACGGCCGACCCCUGGCACCGCCGGCGUCACUGCGGCCAGGAUAAACCAGCCAGCCUUAACGCCUGCCACUCCAUUGUUCCUCACCAGCACUAACACACCCACUUACAGAGCCCCCGGUGGGCCGCACACAGCCAACCUGACUGGCGGCAUGCUGCUCUCCUCCACCUCUUCCCGCAAAGACAUUAAAGGAGGGGACGUAGAAGUUAAAGAGGAAGAGGUGGACAUUAAAGAGGAGGACAUGGAGGAUGAGGGGGAGGUUCUGGAGGGUGUCAUCGGGGAAGAGGACGAUGAGGAGGCCGUGGAGGUCAUCGAGGACGAAGACGAUGAGGACUAUGACCGAGUAGGGUUUGAGGAUGAGGAGAGAGAGGCAUUUGAUGAGGAUUGGGGGGAGGAGUGCCUAGAUGAAGAGUUUGAGGAUGGAGAGGAGCUGGGGGAGGUGGAGGGAGAGGAACAUGACGCAUCAUGGGAUGAUGUGGUGGAAGGAGAGAAGUGAAUACUUCCAGUUUUGGUCAGACCUCCUCCAGAUCUCUGUGCAC